Messenger RNA from Nicotiana tabacum (common tobacco), 6120 nucleotides. NCBI's taxonomy places the organism in Eukaryota, Viridiplantae, Streptophyta, Magnoliopsida, Solanales, Solanaceae. The record is from RefSeq and is a predicted model, not a curated record.
CCUACAGUCCUACUUGCUGGAGCUGGAGACUUUAAAACAAAACUAUUAGCAGCCAUCUUUGUUGACAGCCAUUUGAAACCCUAAAAUCUUAUUCCGAAAAUUUCAUCGUUAACAGUUUCUCUCUCUAUUUUCCGUCAUAUUGAGCUCGCCGCUACGUCCAACUCCGCCGUUCUCGGGGAUCGCCGGAGCGAGAGACUGCUGCGUCAAUCUGAAAUCAGCUUCAGCUCCAAAAUGGCGAGUCCAGUCGAAUCAUUAAAUUCCAUUGCUUCGUCAAUCUCAACAUCAUCCACCAAACGCCGAAUUCAGAUUUUCCGAAAUGAGAUUCCUAACAUUCUCCGUAAUUCUGAGAUGACAACUGAAAUUGCUUCCCUGUUGGUAGAAGUAGUUUUCAAAACAGUAUUUAUUUAUGAUGAUCGAGGAUCAAGGGCCGCAGUGGAUGAUGUGAUUAUCAAAGCAUUGGGUGAAAUUGCUUUUAUGAAAGCUUUUGCUGGCACCGUUGUACAAUUCAUGGAAAAACAGUUCAACUUCCAAUCCUAUAUAGGGUGCCACAGGCUCUUAAGUUGGUCUUGUCUUCUCCUAACUAAUAGCCAGUUUUCCGCUGUAUCAAAGAACGCAGUUUGUCGACUAGCGCAAGCACAAGCAUCAGUCUUGCAUAUUGGCAUGCAAGGAUCGUCCCAUGUCAGAAGGACCUGCAAAAGAAGCUUAUUCUUUUUGUUUUCAAAGGCACCAGAUAUUUACAAAACUUUCAUGGAGGAACUAAGGGAUUCAAGGAUCACUUACAAGGAUUGUCCUAAGCUUAUACUCUUGAUGCUAGAAUUUUCAAGUAUAAAUCCACCUUCAUUUGAUCAAUGGAAGCAAAAUUUUCUUGAGAUGUAUGUUAAAGCUGUUCUAAAUGCAAGAGAAAAACCACCAAAGGGCCUCAGUGAUGCUUUCAUUCCAUUAUUUUCUCGUUUGACACAUGAUGAUUUUAAGAACACUGUCAUUCCCUCAUCUGUCAAGAUGUUGAAACGAAAUCCGGAGCUUGUCUUGGAAUCAGUUGGAAUCCUUUUGCAAUCUUCCAAACUCGACUUGAGUAAAUAUGCCGUAGAGAUUCUUUCAGUUUUAUUGACACAGGCGAGACAUGCAGAUGAAGCUAGAAGGAUUGCUGCGUUAUCCAUCGUAAGGUGCUUAAGCAUAAAAUCUAGCAGUCCAGAUGCUAUAGAAGCGAUGUUUAAUGCAGUCAAAUUGGUUAUUGGAGGUUCGGAAGGAAGGCUUACAUUUCCCUAUCAGAGAGUUGGCAUGAUAAAUGCACUGCAAGAAUUAUCAAAUGCCCCAGAAGGAAAACACCUUAACAGCUUGUCAAAGACUAUUUGUAAUUUCCUUCUGUCCUGUUACAAGGAUGAUGGUAAUGAAGAGGCCAAGCUUGCAUGUUUAUCUUGUUUGGCUGCUUGGACCGCACGAUGUGCUGAUGCUAUUCAGCCGGAUGUCAUAUCUCUCAUUGCAUCAGGGCUCAAAGAGAAGGAAGCACUUAGAAGAGGUCAUCUUCGCUGCCUGCGAGCAAUGUGCCAAAAUGCUGAUGCUCUUCCACAGAUGUCCUCUCUGCUGGCAGCUCUUAUACAACUUGUUAAAUCUGGUUACACAAANCCGAAAGCAGCACAACGGUUGGAUGGAAUUUAUGCAUUGCUCUGUGUGGCAAAACUUGCUGCAGUGGAUGUUAAAGCAGAUGAAAUUAUAAUAAAGGAGAAAAUUUGGUCAUUGGUAUCACAGAACGAGCCGUCAGUUGUGCCAAUUCCUCUGGCCUCAAAAUUAUCAACUGAGGACUGUUUGGCUUGUCAUGACCUUUUUGAGGUGAUGCUGGUAGAUCAUUCACGAAGGGUAUUGGAGACUUUUGAAGUUAAGACAUUAAUGCAGUUUAUACUCUUUUUACAAUGCCAUCCAAGUUGGGAUAUCCGGAGAGUAGCUUAUAAAUCUACGAGGAGGAUACUUUCUGCUACCCCGCAGUUAUCUGAAACUUUAAUGGUUGAAUUUUCAUGUUACCUCUCAGUUGUUGGUGAAAAGGUUCUUCAAAUGAAGAUGAGCGAAAAUGAAAAUUUAUUGGAUGCUCAAGUUCCAUUUGUUCCAUCUGUUGAGGUUAUGGUGAAGGCUUUGAUUGUAAUGUCGUCUGCUACUUUGGCUGCUGCACCAAGUGCGUGUUUGCAAGUUGUUUUUUGCUCGCAUCAUCCAUACCUAAUUGGCACAGCUAAAAGAAAUUCUGUGUGGAGGAGGGUGCAAAAAUGUUUGCUAAAACAUGGUAUUGAUGUCAUUGGUCUUGUCACAACUAAUGUGGUUGGCUUGUGCAAGGGUUUGUUGGGAUCGACGGGUCUGCUGAGUGGUAAUCAUUUUGAGCAAGAGGCAGCAAUAAACUCCUUAUCAACUUUGAUGUCCAUGUUACCUAAAGAAACCUACACGGAGUUUGAGAAGCACUUCAACAAUCUUCCAGACCGUAGCACGCAUGAUAUGUUAUCUGAAAAUGACAUUCAGAUUUUUCAAACUCCUGAAGGAUUGCUUUCUACUGAACAAGGGGUUUACAUUGCUGAAUCUGUUGCAACUAAGAACACAAAACAACCAAAAGGCCGUUUUAGGCUUUACGAUAAUAGUGAUGGCCCUGACCAAAUGAAUUCUAAUCAUACUGUAAGGCGUGAGCCCUCUAGCAAAGAGGUUACUGGAGUGGCGAAAAAAGAUGGUGGAAAAUCAUCAAAGAAAGCUGAUAAUAAAGAUAAGGGAAAAAGUGCAAAGGAAGAGGCACGGGAGGUGCAGCUAAGGGAGGAAGCAUGUAUACGUGAAAAGGUCAUGGUUGUAAAAGAGAAUCUUUCUUCAAUGUUGAAAGCUCUGGGAGAAAUGGCCAUAGCUAAUCCUGUUUUCACUCACAGUCAGUUACCUUCCUUGGUGAAGUUUACCAAUCCUCUUCUACGGUCACCAAUAGUUGGUGAUGUGGCUUAUGGAACGCUGGUGAAGCUUUCAAAGUGUACUGCUGCUCCUCUUUGUAACUGGGCUCUUGAAAUUGCAACAGCAUUAAGGUUAAUUAUGUCAGAGGAUGUUAAUGUCUUAUGGGGUCAAAUUCCUUCUGCUGGUGAGGAGGUAUCAAAUGAAAGGCCUGGUCUCUUUGAGCGCGUGACAAAUGGCUUAUCCGUCUCUUGCAAAACCGGUUCUAUCCCUGUGGAUUCGUUUACUUUUGUUUUCCCUAUAAUGGAGAGAAUAUUGUUAUCUCCCAAGAAGACCAGACUUCAUGAUGAUGUUCUCAAGAUAAUAUUCUUGCAUUUGGAUCCGAUUUUACCCCUACCUAGAGUUCAAAUGCUCUCAGUUCUUUACCAUGUCCUGGGGGUUGUUCCUGCUUAUCAAGCAUCUAUUGGACCGGCACUAAAUGAGUUAUGCCUUGGGCUGCGAUCAGCUGAAGUGGCACCUGCUCUAUCUGGUGUUUAUGCUAAAGAUAUCCAUGUAAGGAUGGCUUGCUUAAAUGCUGUGAAAUGCAUUCCUGCUGUGUCUCGUCAUUCUGUCCCACAAAGUAGUGAAAUUGCCACCUGCAUCUGGCUUGCUUUACAUGAUCCUGAAAAGUGUGUUGCUGAAGCUGCUGAAGACAUCUGGGAUCAUUACGGAUAUGACUUAGGGACAGAUUACUCAGGCAUCUUCAAAGCUCUUUCCCAUGUUAAUUAUAAUGUGCGAGUGGCUGCUGCUGAGGCCUUGGCUGCUGCUUUAGAUGAAAGUCCAGAUACGAUACAGGAAUGUCUUUCAACUUUAUUUUCUUUGUACAUCCGUGAUGUUGGUUCUGGUGAAGACAACAUCGAUUUUGGCUGGAUAGGCAGACAAGGAAUAGCAUUGGCUUUACUUUCUGUGGCAGAUGUUCUUAGAGCAAAGGACCUUCCUGUUGUUAUGACAUUCUUAAUUUCAAGGGCACUGGCGGAUCCUAAUGCAGAUGUUAGAGGAAGAAUGAUAAAUGCCGGUAUAGUUAUUAUUGACAAACAUGGAAGAGACAAUGUCUCACUGCUAUUCCCUAUUUUCGAAAACUACUUGAACAAAAAGGCUUCAGAUGAGGAGAAAUAUGAUCUGGUCCGUGAAGGUGUAGUAAUAUUUACCGGAGCUUUGGCAAAGCAUUUGGCCAAGGAUGACCCUAAGGUUCACGCAGUUGUGGAGAAGUUGCUGGAUGUACUCAACACUCCUUCUGAAGCUGUUCAGCGAGCUGUCGCUACCUGCCUUUCUCCACUUAUGCAAGCAAAGCAGGAGGAUGCACCAUCUCUGGUUUCUAGGCUUUUGAAUCAGCUAAUGAAGAGUGACAAAUACGGAGAACGCCGGGGUGCAGCAUUUGGACUUGCAGGGGUGGUUAAGGGAUUUGGAAUAGCUUGCCUGAAGAAAUAUGGCAUUGUAAAAGCUUUACAUGAAGGUCUUGCUGACAGGAAUUCAGCUAAGAGUCGUGAAGGUGCACUGCUUGCAUUUGAAUGCUUCUGUGAGAAGCUUGGGAAGUUGUUUGAACCGUAUGUAAUUCAAAUGUUACCUUUCCUCUUGGUUUCAUUCUCUGAUCAAGUUGUCGCGGUGCGUGAUGCUGCUGAAUGUGCUGCUCGGGCAAUGAUGUCUCAGCUUAGUGCUCAAGGAGUGAAACUAAUUCUUCCAUCACUUUUACAGGGCCUUGAAGAUAAAGCUUGGAGAACCAAGCAGAGUAGUGUACAACUUCUUGGUGCCAUGGCGUACUGUGCUCCACAGCAAUUGUCACAAUGUCUCCCUAAGAUUGUGCCCAAGUUAACUGAGGUGCUUACUGACACUCAUCCCAAGGUUCAAUCAGCUGGACAGACAGCCCUUCAACAGGUUGGGAGUGUUAUAAAGAACCCUGAGAUAUCUGCACUUGUCCCUACUCUUCUAAUGGGUCUUACAGAUCCCAAUGAGUAUACAAAAUACUCCCUUGAUAUUCUCCUCCAGACAACCUUUGUGAAUUCAAUUGAUGCUCCUUCUCUCGCUCUGCUUGUACCAAUUGUACACCGUGGGCUUCGCGAAAGGAGUGCUGAAACCAAGAAGAAAGCUGCACAAAUUGCUGGAAAUAUGUGUUCAUUAGUGACAGAACCUAAGGACAUGAUACCAUACAUUGGACUACUGCUACCUGAAGUUAAAAAGGUACUUGUGGAUCCAAUUCCUGAAGUUCGAUCUGUUGCUGCAAGAGCCAUUGGUUCUCUUAUACGGGGGAUGGGAGAAGAGAAUUUCCCAGACCUGGUGCCUUGGUUGUUAGAUACAUUGAAGUCUGAUGGAAGCAAUGUUGAGCGUUCUGGGGCUGCACAAGGACUAAGUGAGGUAUUGGCCGCAUUAGGAAUAGAGUACUUUGAGAAUAUACUUCCUGAGAUCAUAAGAAAUUGUUCUCAUCAAAAGGCAUCAGUUCGUGAUGGGCACUUGGCGCUCUUUAGGUAUCUGCCAAGAUCUUUAGGCAUCCAAUUCCAGAACUAUUUGCAGCAAGUUCUGCCAGCGAUCUUAGAUGGGUUGGCCGAUGAGAAUGAAUCUGUGCGUGAGGCAGCACUCAGCGCCGGCCAUGUUCUGGUGGAGCAUUACGCAACCACAUCUUUGCCUCUGCUUCUUCCUGCUGUGGAAGAAGGUAUUUUCAAUGAUAACUGGCGUAUCAGGCAGAGUUCUGUAGAGUUGCUGGGUGACCUUUUGUUCAAGGUUGCUGGAACAUCUGGAAAAGCACAUCUUGAGGGCGGGAGUGAUGAUGAGGGUGCCAGUACUGAGGCUCAAGGACGGGCUAUUAUUGAGGUACUUGGAAGGGAAAAACGCAAUGAAGUCCUUGCUGCAUUGUAUAUGGUCCGAACCGAUGUCAGCAUAACCGUGCGGCAGGCUGCUUUGCAUGUAUGGAAGACCAUUGUUGCAAAUACCCCGAAAACAUUGAAGGAGAUAAUGCCUGUACUGAUGAGCACAUUGAUAAGUUCUCUAGCAUCUUCAUCCUCUGAAAGGAGACAGGCUUCUGGACGAGCAUUGGGUGAGCUUGUUAGGAAGCUUGGUGAAAGAGUCCUUCCUUCGAUUAUCCCAAUAUUAUCACAGGGUCUAAAAGAUCCUAAUCCAAGUAGAAGACAAGUGAGUACUUUACCUCCUCCACAUGCUUCCAGGUGUUUUCUUUAAGCUCUCUGAGUGUUU